AUGGGUAAGUCUCGCGACUGGACGAAAAGUCUGUUGGAAAUGUUGUAUGUGGAAUUCAACGAUGAUUUAAUCCCUAGAGAUCUGGGCGGUGAUGCAUCGAUCCUGAAAUCGGGAUCGAGGUUUCACAAGGCGUUGAUCGAACUUAUGCCUGCAGAAGAUUUCCUGAAGAUGUGGACCGAGGAAGAGGUCACUCACAUGAUACCCCGGAUACAAAUUCUAGCAUUUUGGUUGGUAUACCACCAAUUCGCCCAUACAUCCGCCAAGACCUAUGUUGCGCAACUGCGGUCCAAGGAACCAUUAGCUGUUGUUUUGCUAGAUACGAAGGUCGUGGUUCCGGAAAGUGUGGUUAGUGAGAUACUCUUGAGUAUAUUCAUAGACUCCGAAUCCGAGUUCAAAAACAAAGAAAUAUACACCAGCCACGAAAAUGUCGUAAUCCCCUUCGCAAGUCCAUUCGGUGCAUCGGUAUUGCAUUGCGGAGCUCCGGAUUGCGGUGUUUCUUUCCUACCGGAGGAGGUUUCACUAAAACGGAUUGCGGAUGGUGAGGUGGAAUGGAGCGCACGGUUAUCGGAUCAGGUGAGGAGGAAGAGGAGAGAUCAUUUGGUGGAUGUUUUUGGGAUUCUGGGGGAAAUUAAUAAAGGGAAGGAGAAGGAGAGGAAUGAGACGGGAUUACCGGGUGUAACGAAAAUUCCCGAGAGACCGAGUGAAAUACAUACGUGUAUGCGUAUUGGGAUGGCCAAAACUUGGGCGAAAUUGACACGCGAGGAGCGGAAGUAUUUAGCGGGCGUACUUGCGAUUUCUUGGUCGGGAGAUGGUGAUGAGGGGAAUGAGGGGGUUAUUGGGGAGUUUGUGAUGAAAGCGCGGAAACAGAUUUGUGGGAUUGGAAGGGGGAAUGUUUUUUCGGCGACGAUGGAGAGGGAUAUUAGAGCUAUGUUGCCUAGUCUAUUGGAGGUGCUUAGGUUGGAUAUAAUAAUGGAAGGAAAAGAGGGGGUGGAUGGAGAUGUGAGUGCAUUUGAGUAUGAUUUUGGGGGAAAUAGGGUGGAGGGGAAGAUUAGGUAG
Molecule: messenger RNA, 1056 nt
Organism: Sclerotinia borealis F-4128
Lineage: Eukaryota; Fungi; Ascomycota; Leotiomycetes; Helotiales; Sclerotiniaceae
Source: the annotation of a GenBank genome assembly